GAUUGAAUGGGAUAAAUCGUAAGCGUAGCAGUGCAGUACAGUAGAUCUUAAACUUUACAGGCUAGAUACACUGCAGUGAAGCCAGAGAUUGCUUGCUGAUUUUUGGGUUGUUAUAAUGAUCCAUAAGAGUUCUAGAGUCACACUUCGCUUAAGAUGAGCACGACGACAUCCAGUAAAGAUCCUGAGGUGAACACCUUCAUCAGCUCUGCAGCAGUCAUCAAGUUUUCAGGUGGCUCCGUUGGCACAGAAGAAUGGACAGACUCCGAAGAUGAGGGUGACGCAACGGAUUCCAGGACGUCUGAUGACCCUCAAAAAUCCAUCCUACGCAAUAAGAACAAGACUGAUGCUCCAUCGGAAAACACCCUGGACAGCAUGGAGAGGGACUACAGGGAAAGGACUAAAGAGGGCAGUGUUCAUAGAGAUGUUAUUGCAAAUGGAAAUGUGAAUCAUAAAACUUCAGGAAACCUGAUCCAGCCACAGGUAUCAAAUUUUCAAACGAACACAGAUAGAGUUAUAAAACAAGCCGCCAGUGAUUCAAACUCGACAUUUCGGUUGCAGCAGGGAAAAACAGCAGAUUUUCAGAGUGGAACUUCCAAAAAGAGAAUGGAAGACAAUUUAUUGCCAGAAUCACCGUUUCCUGAGGUGGAGGUAGUUUCUAGAAGACAGGGGAGUUAUGAUGAGUCGCAGAAUCCAUUUUCAGAUGUGCCUUGUGAUGGUGAAGAUGUACAUAUUCGAAAUGGUCAUCAUAAUGCUGGUUCCAGGAAUCAUAGCUUUGAUGAGAGGCAUGACCAUUCUUACUCCUAUGACGCAGAUUUAGAUAUCAGCUUGCCUUCAGAAGACCAAGAUCUAGCUGAAAUCACAAAUGAAGACCUAGGAGUGGGACUCACUGAAAAUCACUUCUCUCAGCCAGAGGGUAUUUUUGGAUUCUCCCGCACAGAGGAGCUAGAAUUAGCAAUAGAGGAAUGUAAAGAGUCAGUGAAGGCAUCCCCAGAACACUCCGAGAACAGACGCAAGAUGGUGGCAAAACUAGUACAACUCAGACUUAAACUACUCCAAAUCAAAGAAGGGGAUGAAGAAGAGGAGAAGGAAGAUGUGAAAGUUGUUCUUGGUCAUCGUUUCUAUCGGAUGCACGGAAAGAGUCUGAAUGACCACUGUGAGGUCUGUCUGUCGGUCAUCUGGGCUCUUCUCCAGACGUGGUACAAGUGUAGUGAAUGUAAUUUUGGUUGCCAUGGCAAGUGCCUUAAUUUAGUCAAAAGAAAGUGUGUGAGUGCAAAGGUUUCUCGGCUAUGUUUUGAUCUCAAUAUUUGUCCAGAGAAAGGUCUAUCACCUCAAAACUAUAGGUGUGCAGAAUGCAGGGCGCCUCUUGCCUUCAGUGGAACACAGUCGGAGCCUAGGCUGUGUGAUUACAGUGGUCUGUAUUAUUGUAGCCUGUGCCAUUGGAAUGACCUGGAAGUAAUACCAGCAAGGGUCAUUCAUAACUGGGACUUUGAACCAAGAAAAGUAUGUCGGCAAUCUAAACAGCUUCUCAAACUGAUGUGCAGCAAGGCUGUUCUUAGAAUUCAAGAUCUCAAUCCUUUACUCUUCAACUAUGUCGAGGAACUCAGCCAGAUCAAGAAACUGAGGGAGGAGAUUCUGAUCAUGAAGGUUUACUUUCUUUCUUGCCGAAGAGCCUUGGAACAAAAACUACUCAAACAACUCCAGAUCAGACCUCACUUUGUUGAGAACAGUGAUACCUAUUCCCUCCAAGAUCUUAUAGAUACCGAAGAAGGCAAUCUGCUCUCCGAGCUAGCUACAAUACAUGGAGACUAUGCAGUUCACAUACGAGUUGACUGCCAGAUAUGUCAAGGCAAGGGUUUUAUAUGUGAGAUAUGCAAUUCCGAUGAGAUUCUGUUUCCGUUUGAUAUGAUAGCUACGUUGUGUGCCAACUGCUCAGCCGUCUACCACAGGGACUGUUUCUACAAGCGGUCAGGUGAUUGUCCGAGAUGUGCCAGGCUCUCCCAGCGAGCAUCCGCUGACCGGCCGGCCUCAAGCCCUUCAAGACCCAUCAGUAAAUGACCAAGAUAGAUGACCAUAGAUGACCAUUCAUGAGAACAGGUGAUACGGGUGAAAGAUCUCAUUUGAAUCAUUAUUCCUGGAAAAAAAAUUAAUUAAAAUGAAUAUUUCUGAUUUAUUUUUUCAUUUCAUGUGGAAGCAUUGUGAUGUAGUGGUUCUGAAUCUUACCUUCUAAUCAGAGGGUCAUGUUUUAAUCUCGUAGUGGCACUACCAACGUGUAACUACGUGAAUCUACAUUUAACCACUCUCAAACCAAGGUUUUAAGUGGGUACCCAGUAAGAUGCAAAUUAUGUCAAUGUUGCUGGCUUAAGAAGCAGAGCGAUUUGACUGCUUAUUGCUGGAAUACUCCCCAGGGAGCGGGGACUGUGCAUACACUACAUGUUGGUAUGCCAGAGACUGGUGAUAACCAGGGUAAUAAUAUAUCUGUACAAGUGUUUACAUAUUUUUUUUGUAAGUAAUGAGCACUAUGGAAGCCAUUCAUUAUUUCUGGACUGCUUGUUUGGUGAUUUUUUGUUUCCUUUUUUUGGGGGGGGGUGUCAUAUAAAAAAAUCCAUUCUCAAAUAUCCCCCUAAAGAUCAGAAAUGUGUCUCAUGAAGGGUUAGGGUACAAUCAGAUAAUCUGGCUUUGGCUCUGAUAGAAUUUUGUUUGCUGCAAGAUAUAAAUAUGAUAUGCAGUAACCCAAGGAAUUAUCCGUACACUAUACAGUAAUAUCACUGUAAAAGGAGACAAUGAAAUGCUGGAAAUCAAAUAUUCCCAGUCUGGCUUUUAUGAAAAUUAUCAUUGAAAAGUUUGAAAAUAUGUAUUAUUGCACUCAAUGAAAAUCAUUCCUGCAUGUCUUAUCACAAUUU
This is a messenger RNA of Lytechinus variegatus (green sea urchin), 2900 nucleotides long. RefSeq names its product differentially expressed in FDCP 8 homolog. Bases 154 to 2055 code for a protein of 633 amino acids. The transcript has 13 exons. Lineage: Eukaryota; Metazoa; Echinodermata; Echinoidea; Temnopleuroida; Toxopneustidae. The record is from RefSeq and is a predicted model, not a curated record.